UCCCUUCCCUCUCCUUUCUGUCUUCCCUUUCUGCGUUUGAAUGGAGAGGCUGGAUUCUCUGGAACCUGCACACCCCUCGCUGGGUGCAGGGCUCAUUGCUGGGGUUUCUGUUGCUAAGGCAGCAGGGGUUGAAACAGAUGAGGCAGUGGUAGCAGUCAGCUCCAAACUGUUUUGGUGUACGUGCGUGAGACAAUGGCUACCACUAGGCUACAGAGAAGAACUUUACCAAGUCUUACGGCUUACAGGCCCAUUGCUGCUGUCUCGGAUUCUGAACUUCCUGAUACCAUUUGUUAUCAGCAUAUUCUGUGGUCACAUUGGCAACGCAGAACUGGCUGGAUAUGCACUGGCCUCAGCGCUCAUUAACGUGACCACACUUGCAACAGGUUAUGGUCUUGGUGUGGCUUGUGAUACACUGAUUUCCCAGACGUUUGGCAGUAAGAACUUGAAACGUGUGGGAGUCAUUUUACAAAGGAGUUCGUUGAUCCUGCUUCUGUUUUGUCUGCCCUGCUGGGCUGUUCUCAUCAACUCUCACAGCUUACUGCUCAUGAUGCACCAAGAGGACGAGGUGGUGAGAAUUGCCCAGAUCUAUGUGAUGAUAUUUCUACCAGCUGUUCCAGCCAUAUUCCUGCACCAUCUACAAACUUCCUACCUACAAAACCAGGGGAUAAUUCUUCCACAGAUGUACACAGCUGCAGUAGCAAAUCUUUUUAACUUGGGGUACAACUAUGGCUUAAUCUUCAGCCUCAAGCUGGGUGUCGUUGGAUCAGCAAUAGCUAAUAGUCUCUCCCAGAUUACCAUUUGCCUGCUGCUGUAUGGCUACAUCAGAUGGAAGAAGCUCCACCAGCAGACAUGGGGAGGCUGGUCCACCGAGUGUUUGCAGGAAUGGGGCUCCUAUAUGAGGCUGGCUAUUCCCAGUGCCUUAAUGAUUUGCUUUGAAUGGUGGAUCUGGGAUAUUGGAGGUUUCCUUUCUGGUAUACUUGGUGAGGUGGAGCUUGCUGCCCAGCAUGUGAUGUUGGAAAUAGGAGCCAUAACAUAUAUGUUCCCUCUAGGUAUCUAUGCAGCUACCUGUGUGCGUGUUGGGAAUGCUUUGGGAGCUGCCGACACUACCAGGGCCUUAAUCACCUGCAAAGUAGCGCUGGUUCUAUCAGGAGUUCUUGCUGUGCUCCAGGGUAUUGUCAUCGCUAGCUCUAAGUCUGUUAUUGGCUACAUAUUUACCACUGAUGAAAAUAUUGUGGAGAUGGUGUCAGGCAGCCUCACUGUCUACACUUUCCUACAAUUCUUUGAUGCUAUUCUGUGUGCCUGCUUAGGGAUUCUUGUGGGAUCUGGGAUGCAGAAAAUUGCUGCUUUGGCUAGUCUGGUGGGCUACUACUGUAUUGGUCUGCCAGUGGGAAUUGCCCUGAUGUUUGUUGCAGAGCUUGGAAUAUUAGGCUGGUGGCUGGGUCUGUUAAUAUGUUCUCUAUUUGAGAUAGGUUUCUUCCUCCUUCUGAUCUUCAAACUCAACUGGAAAAAAAUCACAUAUAAGGCUCAGGUGCGAGCUGGAAAGAAAGUAGUGAUGAUAUCAAAUCAUUCUGCUGGUGUAGUAGUGCCUGACAUCUCUUACUGCCCUACAGCCCAGUUGGACUGUGAAGAAAAAGCCCCUAAAGCAGAUGUCUACAGUGCAGUCAACACCCAGGAUGAGGAGCUAAAUGUGGCCGAAGGCAACAACCCAAUUUCAGGAGGGACUGAGGGGGAUGCUGAGCAGGGAAAAAAUACUCUGAACACCAAACCUCAAGUGCUGCUUUCUGUCUCUCAGCUGAUCCUGCGCCGGGGACUCACUUUCUUGGCUUGUGUUCUUACUUUGGCCAUAGGUGUCUCCUUCUACCUUGUCUUCCCUCCACCAGAGCCCUCUGCUCAAAGUAGGGCCAACUUUACCCUGAACUGGGCCAAUAACUCUACUCCCGCACCACUGGCACCACUGGACCUGACCCCAGACCUGUGAACUAUCUUUGACCACGGAAUGUAGGCACCUACUGAAUGAGCAGAGUUCCUUGGACAAUUUGUUUACAGGGAGAAAGGUGUUAAAUUCCUUCAUACUGUAGUUGCAAAUCUUCUCAUAGACCUGUGGUUUUAUUUGCCAAAAACUAAAACCUGACAUGGGCUGUUGGCUGGUUUUUGUGUGCUGAGCAAAUCCACAGAAAGCUGGCAGCAAUAUCAAAAGAGACUGAGGCUGACAGGAAGAAUAAAAGUCUUCUUACAAAGAUCAUGUUUUAACCUGCUCAGCCUGAGAUGCUGAAAUGGGACAAGACAUUACAAAUCCCUCUGUAAGAGACCAUGUGGGCAUCAAGGAACAGAUGUUUUUCCACUGAUAGCUAAUGAUUUUAACCAAAUCUUGUUUUGCUGACUGAACUUAAAUCAUUCCCAUGUUUCAACUUUGAGCUGAGUGAAGAUAUCUGAUAUAAAAUGUACACAUAUAGGCCUACAUGUAAAUAUGUAAUACACAGUAUAACUAUAUGAGCAGUAUGUAGAUUACUGCAUUGUCUUCUUCCUGAUAUCUCAAGGAAAGAGGUGAUUAAUAUAUAACAACUGUUUGUUUUUUUUUACUGUACAUCUAGAGCUGUGAGCAUAUAAUGCACUGUGACAGAACCCUAACCAAUAAAACUAGUGUAUGACAAUAGAACUAACCCACAAGUUUCCAAGGAUUAAAAAAUUAAACCACCAAUUAUUGAGGUUCUGUUGUUGAUGCCACAGCAUUAGGCAAAUCCUUCUGGUGUGAAAAUUCUUACAAACUACUGAUUCGUGAUAACAUAAUUUAGCCACAUACACAGCUUCAGCCUUUUGGUAGAGCUCUUGUUGUUAAAUAGCAACAUCCCAACUAGACCUCAACAAAUGAUGUCAAACUCGAUACCUCAGCGAUCAGUUCAAAGGCAAUCAGCACUGAAGGCGACUUUUUCCAUCUGAGAAGAAGCAAUCACUGAUUUCUGUUACAUAAUGCAUAUGGUAGUAUCCAUACUAAUAGUAGUGGUGUAUAGUAGUACACAGGGUACACAAAGUUGGCAUAGAG
Monopterus albus (swamp eel) is the source of this 3040-nucleotide messenger RNA. It is a transcript of the gene slc47a1, whose product is annotated as solute carrier family 47 member 1. The transcript is spliced from 17 exons. The coding region runs from base 41 to 1978 and encodes 645 amino acids. Lineage: Eukaryota; Metazoa; Chordata; Actinopteri; Synbranchiformes; Synbranchidae. Gene Ontology annotation, cellular component: membrane. Gene Ontology annotation, biological process: xenobiotic detoxification by transmembrane export across the plasma membrane. The record is from RefSeq and is a predicted model, not a curated record. Gene Ontology annotation, molecular function: antiporter activity; xenobiotic transmembrane transporter activity.